Molecule: messenger RNA, 6475 nt
Organism: Hydra vulgaris (swiftwater hydra)
Lineage: Eukaryota; Metazoa; Cnidaria; Hydrozoa; Anthoathecata; Hydridae
Product: otoferlin
Biological process (GO): plasma membrane organization
Cellular component (GO): membrane
Source: RefSeq, a predicted model, not a curated record
GUAAACAGUUUUUAUAAAGUAGUAAAAUCGGAAAGGAAAAAUAAACCAUCUGCUGUGCGCGAAUAGCAAAAAAAUAGUGGCAAACAGGUGAAAUGUUGAAAUACUUGGAAGUCUUGAAAAAAAAAAUAUCGGAUUUAUAUUAUGAGUAAAAUUUAUAGGCAUAUAUUUUUAAUUUGAUUCUUCUGCUACUUAGUUAAGUUUAUGCUUAAAACAUGGUAUCUUCUGUUAUGGUUAAAAAAAGUUGUGAAAGUUAAAUUAUCUUGUGUUGUAAACGUUUUUCUAAACUUUUAACCUAAAAUGUCUUUGUCAGUUUUGAUUAAAAGUGCAACUCAUCUUAGAGGGAGAUAUGACCGAAUUGCUAGAAUUACAUUUAGGGAUAUAACAUAUCAAACACAAGUUUACGAAGAUUGUUCAGAUGCUGAUUGGGAUGAAGAAUUUGACUGGCAACUUGAGUGUUCUCUCUCACCAAGUGAAUUUAUUGAAAUUAGUGUGCUUAACCACAACAAAAUAUUUAGUAAUAGAGUUGUUGGUGUGUUUCGUAUGGUAUUGCAACGACUGAUUAAUGAACCACAUUUAGAUAUAACUGAUAAUUUAUUGGAUGGAAAUAAUACUGUUCUUAAGGCACAAAUUUCAUUAGAGCUCACUUAUAACCCACCUAUAGGAAGUGCCAUUGAUUCAGUUUUUGGUUCUUACCAAAGUAAAAGUUUAUACAGUGAUAACCAUGACGAGAUAGAUACAGGUAUAUGUUCUAAAAGGAAAGGUUCACAGUUAAGUUUACCGACAUUCAAAGAAAAUGGAACUGUUAAUGAUUCUUCACUUAGUCUUACCAAUAACAAAAAAAAAAAGUUGAAUAGAUCGAAAUCUGAAAGUCAAUUUAGUUCCAAUCUUUCUGCACAAAAGACUUUGGAUGGGUUAGGAGUUGUUGUUGGUCCAUUUGGUCAGAUGCUUCAAUCUAAAGAACCUAUGACUAUGCAGGAGUCUAUGAUUAGUCUUAAUACAACUCUUGGUUUAAAGGAUGGGAUGCUUCAUCAACAUCCAAAGGUACGAUUGGAGACAUAUGAGUCAGUUAAAGAAAUAGACUACCAAGUUCAGUUACGUAUUAUUGAAGCUCGACAACUUUCUGGUAUGCAACUUGAUCCAGUUUGUACCAUUACUAUCGGAAAUCAAAAGAAACACACAGCUGUUAAAGAACAAACAAACACACCAUUUUGGGAUGAAUUUUUUGUAUUUGAUUUUAAAAUGCCAGCACAAGUCUUAUUUGAUAAGAUAAUUAACUUCCAAGUUUUUUCUGGUCGUAAUCUUGUCAGUCAAGGUGUGCUUAUCGGAAGUUUUAAGCUUGAUAUUGGAACUGUCUAUUCACAACAAGACCACCGCUUUGUUCGUCAAUGGGCUGUAUUAACAGAUCCUGAAGAAACUUUGGGUGCAUCUGGCGCUGGUAUUAAAGGUUACUUAAAAGUAGAUAUUACUGUACUUGGGAAAGGUGAUCCAAUUAAAGAACCUCCAAGUGUAAAAGACAAUGAAGAUGAUAUUGAAUCUAAUUUACUUCUUCCUGAAGGUGUUCCUGCUGAGCGACCAAAAGCUAGAAUUGUUGUUAAGCUUUAUAAGGCGGAAGGCUUGCCAAAAAUGAACUCUGGGUUAAUGGCUCAUAUGAAACGAGCUUUUACUGGUGAGGUUCGUGAUCUUGCUGAUCCAUACAUUGAAGUUUCAUUUGCUGGACAUAAGGCCAAAACAUCUAUAAAGAAGCAUACCUACAUGCCAGAGUGGAAUGAACAAAUCACAUUUUCAGAGCUGUUUCCACCUCUAUGUCGCAGAAUAAAGAUACAGUUAAAGGAUGGUGAUUCUGUUACUGAUGAAGUUGUGGGUACACAUUUUAUUGACUUAGCGCAAAUAUCUAAUGAUGGAGCUAAUGGUUUCAUGCCAACAUUUGGCCCAUGUUGGGUGAAUUUAUAUGGUUCAACAAGAGAUUUUUCUUUGUUUGAUGAAUAUAACAGUCUAAAUGAAGGGCUGGGUGAGGGUGUUGGUUUCAGAGGUCGUUUGCUAAUGGCAGUGCAGGCAGAGAUGGGAGACUCUGCAUCUGAUGUUGCCAUCAAGCAAGUUGAAAUUGAUGCAACUUCUCCAAUAUCAGAUACCGCUUGUGGAAGAGAAGAAGUGUUUCAGCUGUUUGCUUGCAUUUAUGAUGCCAACAUGAUCGAAAAAAAGAGUGCUGACCGUCCCAUCCAAUUUGAAAUAUCAAUCGGUAAUUUUGGAAAUACAAUUGAUGGUCAAGUGAUUCGAGAUAAUAUAGAUGGAGAUUUAGAUGCUGUCGAUGAUCGGUUUAUCCAUUCAUUGACAAUACCUUGCAGAGCAAUAUCAUCAGACAGGCAAUAUUAUUAUUUGCCAUACGAAGAUACAAAACCUUGUUUACACAUUAAGUUUAUUUGGCAGGAUCAUCGUCAACGUUUAUAUCUUUCAAAUAUGCUUUACAAGAUUUAUGAAACUUUAAGUGAUAAUCUAGAUGACAUACAUGAGCGAGUUAAGAUGGAUAUCAAUGAUACUUAUAAGUUUUUGCAAAGAUGUUUGCAAGAGCUAAUACAGCAGUCACAACAUUUUAUUUCAACUGCAAGUGGAAAAAUUGGUGGAAUUAGUAUAGGAAGAACAAAGUUGGAUAGAGAGCGGAAUAAGUUAUGCGUGACAGAAAUGAGACAAAUUGCUGAUCAUGCAAAAGUUGUUUUUGAUAAUAUUGUUGGUAACACUCACAUUCGUGAAAAUAUAAAGAUUUUAGUUGAAUUUCAAAAAAAACUUCAGGCAAUGAUAAAUGAGCCUCAAGACAGUCUUCCUGAUAUUUUUCUCUGGAUGUUAAGUGAUGGAAAGCGUGUCUCGUAUGCUAGAGUGCCAGCACAACAUAUUAUAUACUCACAAUCUGAUUAUGAGCGAGGUCGAGAUUCUGGAAGAAUGCAGACUGUAUUACUGAAGUAUCCUGGAAAAAGAGGCACUGGAUCAAAAGGCUGGAACAUUCAAGCAAAAUUAAACAUUCUGUUAUGGCUUGGUUUGCAUAAGCAUAAAAAAGAUUUCCUAAACAAUGCUCCUAAAGGUUUCCAAAUGCCUAAAUUUUGCUACAAACCCCUUGCACCACCUCCAAAUCAACUUAUUUAUGGAGAACAUAAAAAUUUCAUUCUACGAGCGCAUUUAUAUCAAGCAAGAAGUUUAAUUGGAAGUGACGCAUCUGGCUUGUCUGAUGCAUUUGCUCGUAUUAUUAUUGGAAGUCAAGCAGCAGACACUCGUGUCAUUUGGGAAACACGUUCUCCUACAUGGGAUCAAAUGGUUAUCUUUAAAGAUAUAAUUAUUUGGGGAGAUGUUGAUACUUUGGCUGCAAAUCCACCAACUAUUGUAAUUGAAAUUUUUGAUAAAGAUAUUGGGGGUGAUUCAGAGUUUAUAGGAAGAGCUUUAUCACGCCCUUUGGUUAAGUUAGCUCAUGAGAAGUAUGAGAAACCAUUGUUUCCACCUGCAUUGGAGUGGUUUGAAAUUAUGCGUGGCGAAGAAAGAGCAGGAGAACUGUUAGCUGCAUUUGAAUUAUUGCAGGUGGUUGAAGAAGGAAAAUGCUUUUUACCUGAUGAGGUAGAGCCUAUCGACUCAUUAGAUGGAAAGAUUUUGCCAGUGCCUGAUGGCAUUCGACCGGUUAUGAAGAAGCAUAGAAUUGAGGUUUUAUUUUGGGGUGUUCGAGAAAUGAAACGUGUCAACUUGACCACAGUUGAUCGACCACAAGUUGAUGCUGACUGUGCUGGACAUGUAGCUCAAUCAACUGUUAUUGUUAAUGCAAAACGAAAUCCGAAUUUUGCAAAUCCUGUUGCCUACUUUGAUGUGGACUUACCUGAAAAUGAACGUUAUUGUCCACCAUUAACAAUUCGAGUUCGAGAUUGCAGAACAUUUGGUCGCUUUACACUAGUUGGAACUCAUGUUGUUAAUUCUCUUCAUAAAUACUUGCAAGACCCAGAUCAGUACAAGUAUAUUGCUGAGCUCAGAAAAACUGAGGAAGACUUUUCAAGAUCAGAUUCUCCUGCACUAAAAAAACAAGCAAUGGUAGAACUUUAUGAUGAUCCAUUAGAAGAACCAGAACAAGAUAAAGAAGACAUUCCUCUGAUAGAUCCAAAAAUAAAAAAGCCACGUGAACUUCCUAUAAAAAAAGUAGAUAUUGAAGAUGAAGACGAUGAGAGCUCUUUGGAUUGGUGGUCACGUUAUUAUGAAACUAUUAAAGACACAGAACGAGAAGAAGAAGAUAAGAAGGCCAAAGAAAAACAAGUUAAACCUGAAGUGGGGAAGAAGAAUAAAAAUAAGUUUAGUGAUGGUCUUGACAUGGAAGUAGAAAAACGUUCUAAAAAAUCUAAUCCUAAAAUUACACGUCUAAAGAUAUACAGACAAGAGCUUGAAAAUUACACAAACUUCAACUCAUUUAAUGAUUGGUUACACACAUUUCCUUUGUACAGAGGUAAAAAGACCUCAGAAGAAGACGAUGAUGAACACCGCAUAGUUGGAACAUUUAAAGGUGCAUUAAAAGUUUGGAAACAUCCAUUACCACGCUUCCUUGAAAUUGAAAGUCCAACUGCAUCUUUUUUCAAGUUGCCAAGCAACGAGCCAUUUAGUGUUCUUGUUCGUGUUUACGUAAUAAGAGGAAUAAAUCUUCAUCCAACAGAUGUGAAUGGAAAAUCUGAUCCAUAUGUGGUAAUAAAUUUGGGUCGUCAAAAAGUGAAAGACAGAGAAAACUAUGUUUCUAAACAACUUAAUCCAAUUUUUGGAAGAGUGUUUGACAUUGAAGCUGUCAUCCCUAUGGAAAAUAUGUUAACAGUUAGUCUUUAUGAUUAUGACAUGGUUGGAACUGAUGAUCUCAUUGGAGAAACAAAAAUUGAUAUUGAAAAUCGACUAUUCUCAAAGCAUAGACCUUCUUGUGGUCUAUCAACUACUUAUUCAACAUUUGGUUUUAACAAAUGGAGAGACCCAAUGAAGCCUACUCACAUUUUAGCAAGAUUGUGUAAAGAUGAAGGGCUUGAUGGCCCUCAUUAUAUAGCAUCUGGAAAAUGCAGAGUGGAAAACAUGAUUUUUGCAGCAUCUAGUACAAUCUUGGAUGAAGCUGGUAAUCUUAAAACAUCAGAUGAGCCAUGUGCACUCAAAGCUCUUCAUAACUUCCAUCGAAUACCGAAAAAAGGAUUUCAUUUAGUACCUGAGCAUGUUGAAACUAGAACACUAUAUAAUCCAGAAAAACCUGGGGUUGAGCAGGGUAAAAUAGAACUUUGGAUUGACAUGUUCCCAAUGGAUAUGCCUUCUCCUGGAGCUCCAGUAGAAAUCACUCCUCGGAAACCUGCAAUGUUUGAGCUGCGUGUAAUUAUAUGGAAUACUGAAGAUGUCUUGAUGGAUGAAAUAAAUCUAGUAACUGGGGAAGCAUGUAGUGAUAUUUAUGUUAAAGGUUGGCUGGAGGGUUUAAAAGAAGAAAAACAACAGACAGAUGUUCAUUAUCGUUCACUAACAGGAGAAGGAAAUUUUAACUGGAGAUUUGUUUUCCCUUUCCAAUAUCAAAAGGCUGAAGAAAAAAUUGUUAUAAAAAAAAAGGCAAAUUUUUUUUCCUGGGAUGAAUCUGAAGAAAAGGUUCCAUCAAGACUUACACUUCAAGUUUGGGAUGCAGAUGCUUUCUCUGCUGAUGAUUUCAUCGGGGACUUAUGUUUGGACCUGUCCCACAUGCCCCGUGGUGCUAAGACAGCAAAAACAUGUACUUUGGAAACAACAAAGUGUGACAAAACUGUUUCCAUUUUUAAAGUUAAACACAUGAAAGGAUGGUGGCCUUUUGCAGUAAAUACAGAUCUUGAGGCUGUUGAACUUGCAGGAAAGGUUGAAGCAGAGCUUGAACUUCUAACUCAAGAAGAAGCAGAAAAAGUUCCUUGCGGACUUGGUAGAGAUGAGCCUCAGCCAUUAGAUAAACCAAAUCGACCAGAUACCUCUUUUACGUGGUUUAUGAAUCCUUUUAAGUCAUUGCGUUAUAUGAUAUGGGAACAGUAUAAAUUUUGUUUGCUUAAGUUCUUGGUUGUAGCUAUGCUUAUGGGUCUGAUGAUUCUCUUCUUUUACUCCAUGCCGGGCUACACUGUUAAAAAAAUGUUUGGUGCUUGAUGACAAGAUGUUUUUUAUGAGAUAUGCAGUCGAUGGGUGUAACUUUUUUUUAUGCCCAGACAUUACUUUUUAUGACGUAUUGUUUAUGAUGAUAAAUGUUUAUAUAAAGUUAAACUUAAAAGUUUGAAGUAGAAUUUGUUUAAAGUGGUUAUUAAACUAAUUUUAAGAUGUAUGUCGUUAAACGAUAUUUAACCAAUUUUUUAAUUGUAAGUUAACCGUUAUAAUAUAAGUUGGUUGUAAAUAUUAACAAUGAAUGUAUAAAAAUUAUAAUUUAAUAUAUUUCUGUCUAAGAAUUGUUUAUAUACUUUUAAUUUGCGUCUGAAAACUGACAACUUUCAUACAAAAA